GCAUAACGAAAUGGGUGGUCCUUUGCCUGAUUGGUCAGAGCAACUAAAAUUUUCAAGAUACCUUGGCCUUUCCCAGAAUUUAUUUCAUGGUCCAAUACCAUCAUCAAUUGGAAAACUUUCAUUUUUGAAAGUAUUAGAUCUAUCCGUCAAUCAAUUAAUAGGGUCAAUUCCAGAAUCUUUGGGAAGAUUGUCAGUAUUAAAGAGGCUAGAUUUGUCAUCUAACAAUUUGAAUGGGGUCAUUCCAGAAACAUUGGGAAAAUUAUCAGUAUUAAAGUGGCUAGAAUUGUCAUCUAACAAUUUGAGUGGGGUCAUUCCAGAAACAUUGGGAAAAUUAUCAGUAUUAAAGUGGCUACAUUUGUCAUCUAACAAUUUGAAUGGGGUCAUUCCAGAAACAUUGGGAAAAUUAUCGGUAUUAGAGGAGUUAUAUUUGUCAUAUAACAAUUUGAAUGGGGUCAUUCCAGAAACAUUGGGAAAAUUAUCGGUAUUAGAGGAGUUAUAUUUGUCAUAUAACAAUUUGAAUGGGGUCAUUCCAAAAACACUGGGAAAAUUGUCAUUGGUGAGGGUUAUAGAUCUUUCUAGAAAUCAAUUAAAUGGAAGCUUGCCUAAAUCAAUUGGAAAAUUAGAAUUCCUACAAUCCUUGGAUAUCUCAUCAAAUUUAUUGGAAGGUAUUGUAUCCGAGGAUCACUUUGCUAACCUUACAAGGUUGGAAAGGUUGCUCAUUGAUUCCAACAAUUUCUCGUGCCAAGUUAAUUCAAAUUGGAUCCCUCCUUUUAGUCUCUAUUACAUCAACAUGGCUUCUUGCAAAGUUGUAGGGUCUCAUGGAGUCCCCCAAUGGCUUCAGACACAAAGGGAAGUCUUUGAAUUGAAUCUCUCAAAUGCUAAUAUUAUUGGAACAUUUCCAAAAUGGCUUCAGAACAUGUCAAGCAUCAGCUCUCUGGAUCUCUCUAUGAACCAAAUCAGCGGGCACCUACCUAUGAAUAUUGGUUCUUUGUCUAUUCUGUGGUAUCUAUAUCUUGGCAACAAUCUAAUAAAUGGUUCACUUCCAGAGUCAUUAUGUGAACUAGAAUCUUUGCAAGAACUAGAUCUUUCGAGAAACAAGUUUUCUGGGAUAUUGCCUAAUUGUUGGAGAGGGAGCCAAACUGUGGAUGUCAUCAAUCUAUCACACAAUAAGUUGUCAGGGACUAUUCCAAGCUCAAUGGGGAACUUAUCACAACUGUCGCGAUUGCAUAUGAAUAAUAAUAACUUUAAUGGGAAACUUCCAUUGGCUUUGAGGGGUUGUUCUGAAAUGAUGCUUCUUGAUCUUGGCGACAAUAACUUUUCAGGACCUCUACCAACUUGGAUUGGAGGACAUAGCUUCCGGGACAUAAUAAUUUUGAGGUUACGCAAGAAUAUGUUUAGUGGAAGUAUCCCUUUAAAUUUUUGCAAGCUCUUGGCACUGAGCAUUUUAGACCUUGCAAAUAACAAUUUGAGAGGAGAAAUUCCUCAUUGCUUUGGAAAACUCACUGGAAUGAUGGUAAAAGAUUAUCCACAAGUGAAUGGAAGUAUGGGUGAUGCGAAGGUUUCACAAGUGAUAAAAGGAAGAGACUUAGAGUAUACAAAAACACUGCUACUUCUUGAUAAUUUGGACCUCUCAAGCAAUAAGCUAGUUGGGAUAAUUCCAAAAGAGCUAUGUUUGUUAUCUGCCUUGCGUGGUUUGAAUUUGUCCCAUAAUCAUUUGUUAGGCAAUAUUCCUAACAAUAUUGAAGAGUUGAAGUCCUUGGAGUCUCUUGACCUUUCAAACAACAAACUUUUUGGUGAAAUUCCACAAAGUAUGUCCAAAUUGUUAUCACUAGACAAGCUCGACUUGUCUUACAACAAUUUGUCAGGCAAAAUUCCAACAGGACCUCAACUUCAAACACUGAAUGAUCCAAAUAUCUAUGCUGGCAACGAUGAACUAUGUGGAACCCCAUUGCCAAAGAAAUGUUUUGGAGAUGAUGAUCGGAGAAAAAAUGCCCACGAAGAUGAUGACGACUACAAAGAUAGUAGGAUCGAAAGAAUAUGGUUUUACUCUGUGGUAACACUUGGAUAUGCAGCUGGAUUAUGGGGAGUAAUUGGGAGUCUGGUUUUCAACAGAAACUGGAGGCAUGCUUUUUUUUGUUUCACUGAAAACACCAUGGAUUGGAUUCUUGUGAGAGUAGAAGUGAGAAUUGGGAGACUGAAGAAGAGCAUCAUGAAGUGGACCAUCUAAUAAAGAUAUCUACUGAUAACAUGUAUUUCUCUAUGUGUAUGUACGUACUUCAUAGGACGAUCGAUCCUCUCAGUUUGUGUAUUUCAUCUUAAUUUAUGCUGUCUUGUAUUGUUUAAGUUGUAACCUAUUGCCACAAUAGUUUAUCAAAGAUUCCUUAUUUGCUUCAACUAUGCUCAUCUGUUGGAAUUGACAGAGAUUCCUCGUUUGCUUCAA
Messenger RNA from Humulus lupulus (European hop), 2440 nucleotides. RefSeq names its product receptor-like protein EIX2. The transcript has a single exon. Gene Ontology annotation, molecular function: protein binding. Lineage: Eukaryota; Viridiplantae; Streptophyta; Magnoliopsida; Rosales; Cannabaceae. The record is from RefSeq and is a predicted model, not a curated record. Bases 11 to 2227 code for a protein of 738 amino acids.